Messenger RNA from Ziziphus jujuba (common jujube), 2198 nucleotides. RefSeq names its product protein IQ-DOMAIN 11. Gene Ontology annotation, molecular function: protein binding. The transcript has 6 exons. The coding region runs from base 639 to 2063 and encodes 474 amino acids. The record is from RefSeq and is a predicted model, not a curated record. NCBI's taxonomy places the organism in Eukaryota, Viridiplantae, Streptophyta, Magnoliopsida, Rosales, Rhamnaceae.
AAGCUCAAAAGAAUUUUAUUUAUGUAUUUAUUUAUUUUUUUUCUCAUAAUUCAUCAAAGAGCUUCCCUCCAUGAAUACAAGUAGCUCUGCUUUUUCCCAUACAUUUGCUCGCUUACAAGGCCCACAAUUUUAACAGGGGAAAAACCCCAUUAUGAAGAAGAUGGAAAAAAAUGUGAAAUAAUUGCAUUGACAACCUAAGGUACCACCUUAGAUUAUUCAAGAAAAUUUUUAUCAAAGCUUUUGGGUGUUUGUGAUUCAAGUUUUUCCAAAGGAAAGAAAAAGGAAAAAAAAAAAAUUCAACUAUUGUUGCUCUUCCUGUAUUCUUGGUAGCUUAUCUUUUUAUUUUUUUCCAAAAGCCUUUUUUGGGUUGUUGAUAUUAUUAUAUACAAUGAGUGAAUUCAAAGCUAUCUUCCUAAGUUUCAUUAAAUUCAACACCCACCUUCCUGAUUCUCACAAAAGUAGUAUUUCCAAGUUCCCAAGACCUCCACUUUUGGAUGCGGUGAUUGUUGUCUGAUUCGAAAAGAUCACAGUUUUUGGGAGAUGGGAACCAAUCUUUCCAGCAUAGUUUCAGUGUAAUCAGAGUCUUCUCUCUGGUUUUUGAGAUUCUCCUAACAUGAUAUGAAUUUGUUGGUUCUUCAAUGGCUAAGAAGAAGAGCUGGUUCAAUUUGAUAAAGAGGUUCUUCAUUUCAGAUGCACAAUCAAGACAAGAAAAGAAGGAGAAGAGAAGGAAAUGGGUAUUUGGCAGGAUUAAGAUAAAAAGAUUAGCCUCUCUGACUGCACCACCAUCACCAUUGAAAGAGAAGACAGCAAGUGAAGCAGGGGAAGAACAGAGCAACCAUGCUUUGAAUGUCGCCAUUGCCACUGCUGCUGCUGCUGAGGCUGCUGUGGCAGCAGCACAUGCUGCUGCUGCUGAGGUUGUCCGACUCACAGCCACCCCUUACUCCACCCAUAACGCUAAGCAACACACAAAACAAGAACUGGACACCGAAACAACUCCGACAAAGGCUGCUCCUUUAGCAUGCCAAUAUGAUAAGCAAAUCCAAGAAUCUGCUGCUGUCAAAAUCCAAACUGCCUUCAGGGGUUACCUAGCUAAAAAGGCUUUGAGGGCAUUGAAGGGAAUAGUGAGGCUUCAAGCUAUUAUUCGUGGCCGAGCCGUGAGACGACAAGCAAUGACUACCCUCAAAUGCCUGCAGUCCAUAAUAAAUAUUCAGUCCCAGGUCUGUGCAAAGAGAUUCCAAACCAGUGAUGGUACUUUUCACUGUGACGAAAACAGUCACUUACAAAAUUUGAGAGACCAGACAUUAAGGGUGGACACGAACAGUCAAAGAAGAUGGGAUGACAGCCUUCUAUCGAAGGAAGACGCAGAUGCUUCAUUUCUAAGCAAGAAAGAGGCUUUGAUCAAGAGAGAAAGGAUCAAAGAAUACUGGUAUAGCCACCGGAAAUCAGCAGAAACAGAAAGAAACAAAGUAAAUGGAAGAUGGAGGUAUUGGUUGGAGCAAUGGGUAGAUACCCAACUCAAUAAAAGCAAAGAACUUGAAGAUUUGGAUACAACUUUUCCAUCAACUGCAAGAAAAAACGAUGAAUUUGGAGGAAAACAGCUUAGGCUAAGAAAGAUUCAUAGCCACUAUCAAAACCAUGAUCACAGAAUGGAUUCUCCAAUAUUUGUUCUAAGAAAAUCAGCUCACCACAAAAAGCAAUGUUCAUUGGGAGAUGAGAAUUCAUUUUCAGGCUCUCCUGUUGUUCCAACUUACAUGGCUUCAACUGAAUCUGCUAAAGCAAAAGCAAGAUCUAUUAGCUCCCCAAAACUAAGGCCAGGAGGGGGUUUUGACACUUGCUCUGAGAGCUAUUCACCAUGCAAGAACAGGCUCUCACUGAUAUCUUCAAUAACCAGUGACAUGCCUAGCAGUGGAAGGAUUGGAAAGACUGGUGUUCAUUGCCAGCAAAGAUCUCCAAGCAUGAAGGGCAUUCAAGGUCCCAUAAAAUCGAACCGGAUGGCAAAAGAUCUAAGCUUUGACUCAGAAUGCUCGCUAUCAUACUGGGAUCGACGAAGUACCUUCAGAUGAUUUUUAUAGUUGUACAAAAUGAUUUGCUAAUCUGGUUAAUUUCUUGUCUUGGAUUUCAGAAGUUAAUCAAUAGUUCCAAGUAAAAUUGAAUUUGGUUAAUAACAAUGGAUGUAUAUUUUGUUUCUCUCAAGAAAA